Messenger RNA from Protopolystoma xenopodis, 570 nucleotides. The record is from the annotation of a GenBank genome assembly. NCBI's taxonomy places the organism in Eukaryota, Metazoa, Platyhelminthes, Monogenea, Polystomatidea, Polystomatidae.
AUGCUCAUGCCACGGAGAAAGAACCCAUGUUCUAAAGAUAAGGAUGAGGAUGGCGAGGAAAAUGGAAAUGAAAAGAAGGCACACUACUAUAAGAAGAAUGUUGUGGGGAGUAAAUCUAACCAGUUUGGAGGUCGAUCUGCAAAAAGUGCUGAGACUAACGUUAGCGAUGAGGAUGAAGAUAGUGAGGAAGAUCCGAUUACCAACAAAAUAUGUAAACAAAGAACCAGCGGAGUGUUAAACAAAACAUUAGGAGAUCGCAAGGAAGAAAGGGAAGAGAUUAAUGAAGAUAUUAAUAAAAAGAAUAGGCACAAUGUAAUGGCGCUACAGCAAAAACAUACUGGGACCGAUAGCAAAAAUAAAGAAGCGAAAAAUGCGGUGUACAAUGGCAUAAAAAAACGUCUUGCAACAAAUGAGUUAGUGCGUGAUAAUGAUAACCCCAUCCCACUAACCAGAGCUUUUGUCGGCAACGAAAAUAGAAUCAGAGUACCCCAGAAAGGGGAAGAAAGACGAAGCGAAAGGGCAACUGAUUGGCAAUCGCAAGAGCCAAUUCCACCAUCUCGGACAAUUAGG